UUUACAAAAUGUUCCCUGUAACAGGAACAUAAUAAAAUCAUUCCUCUGACAUCCACAAGUUCCAAAAGUGGGAAACGCUGAGAAAACUAACAAAUCCAUAAUCUCAGACAGUCCCGAGUCAAUCACAGAAAUAAACCAAAGAGAACAAAGCUCUCUGCUGACACUUCAGCGCAUGUCCAGGUGAGAAGGAUCCACCACCCAACUCCACCUAAAACACCGGCGAUGGCCUGCAUAGGACUUUGCAACCUGGAGACAACUCCAGUUACUGAUCCCACCAGCCAAUGGUCUACAUGGCUGUGAUAACCCAGUUUUGACACCAAAUUCUUACCCAGUCGGCCCUAAACUAAGAGACUCCAACAUCUUGUCUACUAGGCCCAAACAGGUGAAUGACUGCCAUAAAGCAGACGUAUUCAAUGUGACAUUAGACAAGGAGUAGGCAGAGACGACCACCAAAUCAGCAGUGGGGUAAAACAGCUCUGGAGAGUCUUCACCACCAAUUUCAUUUGACUGCUGGUCAAACUCCCGAUGACAAUCCAGUAUGAAUAGCGCAGUCUGAGCUCCUUUUUCAGAGUCAAAAGCACAAACACAAUCCUCAAAAUAAGUGCAAAACAAAUGCUCCCCCACUCCAGCCCCUGAUCGAACAUCCCCCGGCCUUCACCCUGUAGAAGUGACAGGAGGUAAAGAAAGGCAUGUGAUCUACAGGCGGUGGAACACUGGGCAUUUCUGUGUGGGCACUAACCUUCACUUCACUGCCAUGGCCAGUUCCCUGACCAUUGCCACCAGCAGUACAAGUGGAAUUCAGCUUAAGUGCAGGCUCCUGGUCAGCCACAAGGAGCUCUCCACUUCCUUGUUCGGAUUCAAAAAGCCAAACACUGCCCGAAAGAUCAACGCGAGUCGACUCAUUUUCAAAUGGCAACUCAGAGCCACCCACAGGUUUAUCUUUAGGACCCAACUCACUCAAUUGGCUGCACCAAUGCUCAGCAUCCCCUGAUCCAAAGAUCCAUAUACUAUCAGAGAGAUCCACAGUGUAUUCAUCAUCCACACAUCUCAUCUCAUCAACGCUAAUUAAGGUGCUACCUUCCGGCAAUGCACCAUCCAUUGAGGAUACCAACAAGGGAUCAGAGCCAUUGGCACACUCCAUGCACACAAUAUCCAGCCUCUCAGUCUCAGGGUCAUCCCCAAACUGUUCUGCCAGGCCUCUGUGCUCUUGUUGUACCUGAGGCAGUUCCUUUUUUAUUGGGCAAUCUCCCUCCCAAGUUGUUGCAUGUACUUCUCAUGUUCAAUCUCUUGAACCGCUUUAGAUUGCUCUGCUAUUAACAUUAUAUCUGGCACCCCAAAAUACAGCAGUACAGCAUUGAUGAUCUUUGUUUUUUUAAUGGUCUCUGACGCCUCUAUGUUGUAAUGAUGGGCCACUUUAAUUAACUGAUCUUUGGGAAGGCUAAAAAGUUUCAACCGUGUGAUGCCUUGAGCAACAAACCCUUCAACAUUGAAGUUAGCCAUACUCACUCAGUCUCUAGAGCAACUUAACAAUCAGACGCAACAAACAAAACGCUGUAAGCGUAAAGUACCCAAAUUUAACAAGGCUGCCCUCAUCAGCCAAACUGAAUCGAACUGCAAUUACCGUGCCCAGCUAGCACAGACAUACAGCCAUUUAAUAGAAUCAGAGCAGGGCUGUGUGAGAUCUGACUGUCAAUCACCGUCUUGGUGCAGUCUGAUGAGAGGGUGCUCGGUGGUAGUGGGGGAGGGGCAUGAGAGUUGUAACAUUCAACAUUUUGGCUAAGUCCCCUCAAUCUGUCAGACUUGCCUACUGCAGCUUUAAGCUGUGACCCCUGAUCUACAUGUAAGGUGUCAAGUCAGGGGUUCCUUUUAUUCGUAAUUAAUAACAAUUUAAGUAUCUUGAUUUUAUUUUUUAAAAUUCAGGGUUUCCUUGGUUAAGGGGGGAAAUGAAGGGGAAGUAAACAAGUAAGGGGUGAAUUCAGUUCCUUUGUCCUUAAUUCGAUCUGCACAUUUCUACUUAAAAAAUACUUUGUUAUAGGGUUAUAUAGGUUAAACCUAAGGGUUUUAAGGUCAAAAGUAAGGGAUGAAAUUAAGGGGUUGUGUUUUGCAGUGUAUGGUAAGUCACUUUGGAUGAAACCAUCUGUUAGGUAACCAUGUUUUUGUGCAGACAGUGUUAUCCAAAGCCAUACAGAGUAAAGACCUUGUUACAGGUAGUUCUACUACUUCAGUCUGAAUAAAAGCGUAACAAAGGCCAUUGGUCUGCAGUGUUGUUGUUGUUGUUGUCGUUACUAGGCAGUGAGCAUCAUUUUGCUUUGUCUGUCCUCUGUCUCCUCAUGAACUCCUCUUUGUUGAUAAUUUGAGUUUCCUCUUGAGCUACUGUCUUCAGCUCUUCUGUCAAAUUAGCUUCAGUUUGUCUGAGACUGGUCGUUCUAGUGUGGUCUUCUCUGGUAGUGUGGCUGACCUUUGACCUUUGACCUGACGGCAUCACUAUUAUACUGGUCACCCGCCGCUGACGCCAGUUGUAGUUGCUGAUCAGCAUGAACAGAAGCGUUGUUAAUAUGAAUACCUUUAUGUGUUUUUCUUUGUGUUUUAACAUGACAGGUUGCAAAGAUACAGACCUGUAAUUAGAUGGCUGCUGUAGUUUUGUCAGAGAGUUUGUUUCCCCCUCAAAAUAAUUUCAGUAAGCAAUAUCUGGGGUAAUGAAUCUUGACUUGUUUGUAGCCCCACUAGGUUACAAGAGAAGCAACAGGAGUUUUGACAUUAUUGGUACUGUAUAGGCCCUAGGGUAUGCCUACAGGCUGUGUCUGCACAAAGAAUCACUCUCGCUUGGCACUGGUCUCUCUUUGACACAAAGACAUUUUUUCUCAUGUUUUAUUCCAUUUAUCUUGUAAAUGUAAACAUAUGCGUGCAGGAAUCUUUUACAUGUGUCAGUGUGUGUGUUCACAGUUGUGUAGAUAGGUUACUUUACUGAUGUUUACUGGUCACUUUAGAUGCAUUUCCUUAUGUCACCGCUAGAGAGGAUUAUUGUUUUGUUAUGAUUGUAGAUGGGGAGUGUCUUAUGCACAACAGGACCAGGAAGCAGUCGCGGUGAAAUUGCAUUGGUUUCUCUCGGAUUGGUUUCUUUUCACUUUACCUGGUCAGGAUUAUAGUGCUUUUUUAAAAAUAACUAUUCUGUUGCGUCGACUGAAAGGCAGCACAUUGGUCUGCGACAGGCCAAUUUGUGUGUGAGAACAAGUUGUCCCUGCUCUCGACUUAACAGAGAAGCAAAUAGUUGGUCAUGAGUUUGUCUUUAAUACAGGCUACUCAUUCCUUUAUUUUUGCAGUGACAAGCACAGCUGCUAUAUUGUAGACUACUUGUUUUAUAGUCUUUCUUUUCGCCUGAAUCUGAUUGUAAGUCUGACUAUAUCUCACAUCGUAGAACUAUGACCGUUUUCACCAACUGUGCCGUGGUCUUAGAACUAAAGGAUUUGCCUUUCAAGGAAAAGAAGAAAAUUCGUUUGGCCAUUACGGACAACGGAGGCAGCCUCUCCUAUGUGGUCAACAAGCAGUGUAGCUUCAUAGUGGUGAGCAGCCUGGGGAGUCUGAGCAACAACCGGCAGCGGAGCGCCUGGAAGCACCAUGUGCCGGUGGUGGGGCUCCAGUACGUGCAGGCCUGCCUGGAGCAGAAGGCCCUCCUGCCGGCCCUAGAGCACGUCCUGGUCCCUGUGACCCACCCAGCACCAACCAUUCAGCCAGUGAGACUGCUGACUGCUGAGGAGAAGUUCAAAGGUCAAGAUCCACCACAGAUAAAGAUAGUAAAAAAUCAGGUCAAGGAUGACUCCAACUGUGUUUACAACCAUCGAAUCUACUGUGAGCGUGACAGAGACCUCCCCACGUACCCCUCUAACUUCCAGGUGGCCAAGUACUCCAUCCAUACCACUGCUGCUGGGGGCGGUUGGUGUGUCCUGGAGCUACAGAGUGCUAUAUGGGAGCAGGGUCAUGUGUUCCGGGUUGUGCGCUACAUGAAACAGAGGGUGCUGGAGCGAGACCAGCUGGUGUUGUGCUCCUGCUCUGAGGAUGCUCUGGAGGUGUAUGGGCAGCUGCAGGACAGACUCAGAGCUGACAACUUCCAGCUGCAGAGACGCCUGCCUCCACAGCAUGAGGACAUGGGCUCUCCCAGCCUGAAGCAGCUGCUGCUGGAGGAGGAGCUGAACUGCAGCACUCUGUCACAGGAAGUGGGCGUGUUUGUGGAGCUGGUGUGGACUGAAGCACUGGGGAGUCUGACCAAAGUCCUCAAAGUGCCGGCCCUCAGCAUCAGCCCCAAUGAUGUGAGCCGUGCGGAGGGUUUGCUGCUGCAGGUGCGGAGGUCAGAGGGGGCGGCUGAGAGGAAGGUCCUGCUGGAAGAGCUUCACUCUGUGCUGCCCCACACACUGCCCCAUACCCUCCCUACUGCCAAGCUCACCUCUCAGGCACUGGACCUGUGUCAGGUGCUGAGGGACACGCUGUCUGUGAAUGAGGCGGUGAUGAGGAGCUCCAGUCCCUCCAGUGUGGGGAAGUACAGAGCCCUGGGCUGCAGCAUCGAGAGCCUCCCCCCUCAGAGCCCUGACUACCAGACCGCCACUCAACUGCUGCAGAACCACGACAAGCAGGGGGAGAUUAAGAUUCACCAUGUGUUCCAUGUGCAGCGUGGGGCGGAGCUUCAGAUGUUCAGGGAGGAGCUUGGGAACAUUAAGCCCCUCCUCCACUCCACCAGUCCUGCCAGCUUUGUUGGAAUCCUCUCUCGGGGUCUCCUGCUGCCCCGUGUUGGAGUGGAGCAUCAUGGAGUCCAACGCACAGAUGUGGGGCACCUGGGAGGAGGCAUCUACUUCAGCGACUCCUUCAGCACCAGUGUGAAGUACUCCAGGCCCGGUGUGACGGACGGCUCACGCCUGCUGCUGGUGUGUGAGGUGGCGCUGGGAUACUGUAGAGAGUUCCGGAAGAAGGACACCACCCUGACCAUCGCUCCUGAGGGCUACGACAGCGUCCAUGGGGUCCGCAGCACCCCCAGACAACACUCUGAAUUUGAGGACGAUGAGUACGUGGUGUUCAGCCCUGACCAGGGGCUGAAGUAUGUGGUCCAGUACACACUGCCAGACGACCAGCUCAAGGACUUCCAGCCGUCUGUUGACACGUCUGUGGAAAACAUCCCUCCAGCAGGAACUUCUGACACAUUGGGCAGUGAGGACAGUGCGGGGUUUGAGGACGUUAAGAACCCGCUGGACAGCGUGACUGCUGGUCUCCUGGACAGCGCUGGACAGACACUCCCCCUGCAGGCCGUCCAUGUGAAGUGCAAGCUGGUGGAUCUGCUGUCUCAGGUCAUCAUCUUCCAGACGUACUCCAACCCGAACCCCACCCCCAUCGAGGCCAAGUAUGUUUUCCCCCUGGAAGAGUCUGCUGCUGUGUGUGGCUUUGAGGCCUUCAUCAACGGGAAGCACGUGAUCGGACAGGUGAAGGAGAAGGAGCAGGCCCGUAAGGAGUACAAGCAGGCCAUAGAGAUGGGCCACGGGGCUUACCUCAUGGACCAGGAGGCUCCUGAUGUGUUCACCAUCAGUGUGGGGAAUCUUCCACCUGGUGCCACCGUCCUCAUCAAGGUCACCUUCAUCUCUGAGCUGCUGGUGAAGGCUGACUCAAUCUUCUUCCAGUUGCCUGGCAGCGUGGCACCAUGGCAACAAAGUGCUGCGCUCAAUGAGAGGACACAGGGUACUGUGGAGAAGGUGUGUGUGAGUGAACUCAAUGGGGUCUUCUCUCUCAGUCUGUCCAUUGAGAUGCCUUAUGAGAUCAUCAAUCUGCACUGUGAUACACACCGUAUUCAGACCAAGAGAACGGACUGUAAGGCGGUGGUUAGCACGUUGCCCGGGGAGACACUUGGUUCUGACGGGUUCCACCUCUACAUCACUCUGUCUGAGAUGCACAUGCCCCGCAUGUGGGUGGAGAACCACCCUGAUAAGGACAGCCAGGCCUGUAUGCUGGUGUUCUACCCGAUUUCGGGGCCCCCAUGGGGCGGAGAGGAGCCCAGCCCUGGUCCUGCUGGUGCUGCUGGUCCUGGGGGCCGUGGGGUGCAGGAGGUGCUGCUCCUGCUGGACUGCUCUGAGUCCAUGCGGGGGGAGGCCCUGCUGAACGCACGGCACAUCGCCCUGCACCUCCUGAGCAAAUUGGACAAGAAACUCAAGAUCAACAUUGUGCUGUUUGGGACAGAUCAUAAGGAUGCCUUCAUGUUCUCCAAAGUUCUAGGGGAUGCAUAUGAACCAGCCAAGAAGUUCAUCAAGACCUCCCCACCAGUUGGGGGCAGCACUGAGCUGUGGCGGCCCCUGCGCAGCCUGAGUCUGCUGCCUCCAUCCCGGGGCAGCAGGAGCCUGGUGCUGCUGUCUGACGGCCAUGUGCAAAACCCCACCCUCACCCUGCAGCUGGUCCGCAACAACGCUGCACAUACGCGUCUCUUCACCUGCGGCCUCAGUAAAACGUCCAACAGACACAUGCUUCGUGCUCUUGCCCAAGCAGGUGGUGGAGCCUGUGAGUUCUUUGACACAAAGACCCAACACACAUGGUCAGAGAAGGUGGCGUCGCAGGUGAGGCGCUUGGCGUCUCCAGGCUGCGGCUCGGUGGUGGUGAAGUGGCAGCUGUUCAGCCCAGCAGCGCCCCCUCCUGUUCAGGCCCCUGCACAGGUCCACGCCCUCUUCAGCAACUGCCACACCUUGGUCUACGGCUUCGUACCCCACUGCACACAGGCCACUCUCUAUGGGGACCUGUGUGGCCAGGAGAUUAAGACCAUGGUGUCCACCACAGAACUGCAGAAGACUAAGGGCACGUUCCUUCACAAGCUCACAGCAAGAGCAGUCAUUAGAGAUUAUGAGGAUGGCAUUCUUCACAUGGAUGAAGCUGAACAUGAGGGGAAGAAAGCGCAGACGAAGUCCUUCAUCGUGGAGCUCAGCAAAGAGUUCUCCGUCCUCUCCCAGUUCACCAGCUUUGUGGCCAUCGAGGAGAGGGAUGCACAGAAGUCUGAUGAGGGCUUCACAGACAUCCCCAAACUGAUUGCAGAGGAGGACGUGGACCUGCUGCCCUAUAUGGGCUGGGAAGAUGAAGAGGAGAGACUGAAGGAGGAAGAGGAGGAUCUUGGUUAUUUGUGCGGUCCCUGCUCAUCGAGUUCUGAAGAGGAAGAGUCUCACGAUGAUAUGAUGCACUCUGUUUCUGAUUUGGAGGAAGAUAUGGGCUUUGGGCUUUUUGAAGAAGAAGAGAUUCAUGGCGGUAUUGUGGCGCAGGAAGUUAUUUCAUCUCCCCCUUUCCCCUCAGAAUUGCAGAGGAGUUUACGCAUUCAAGGUGAUGCUCUGCGAGUGGAUAGAAGCCAGACUCGUGCUCGUGCUCGUGCUCGUGCUUGUCCCCGUGGUAAGGGCAUAAUAGAUGACCAUGCAGAAGAAGCAGGCACUCCCGGACAUGCUGAUGCUGCCCCGGCCCCUCCUCCCUCGAAUGCCCUCCCCCUUCUCGGAUUCCUGCCCUCUCAAUCCAUACCCUCUGGCCCUCUCUUCUCUGCCCAUGCCCCUCCUCCUGCUGUUCGUCGCCUCUCCCAGAGGGCUUCAGGCUACGCAGCGUUUGGUUCCUCCUCACGAUCUGUGCCCCCUCCACAGCCCUUUCUGCAGCAGCAGUGGAUGAACCAGAUGUCACGUGCUUUUGGCCGUGCUACCUUUGGCGGUGCUCCCUUCUCUGUUGGCUUUGGUUUUUCCUCAGCGUCUCACCCCCCUCCACCUCCACCUCCACCUCCCCCUCCCACCACCCAGGGCUUCACCCUCGAUGCUGAACACUUUGUUGGCUUUGGUCCCGGCGUUCAGUGCCCCCCCCUAGGUGCUGGGCCCCCUCGGGGUUUCGGGGGCUCCGGUCCUCCUCCUGUCUCCGAUUGCCUCUUCAGUGCUCCAGGCUCUGUCAUGGCUGAUCUUUUUCCACCUGCCCUGUCUUCUGUUACUCUUGCCCCUCUCCCUGUCUGUGGAGAUGCACAUGUAGGCCCACUUGGAGAGGACAUUGGGACCUGGAGACUCAGCAAACUCAUAUCAUUGGGCGUAGAGAAGGCUCCUGACUCUGACGUGGCAGUGGAAGGGGGGGAGGUCCUUCUGUCCCCGCCAGCAGGCGCACCAGAUCGAGACGACUCUCAGGCCUCAGGCUCACGUUUGGGCAGGAGCCGUAGAUUUCCACCAAAAAAGCGGGCAAUAGAGGUCCUCCGAGCUGAAGAUGCAGGUAGACGUCAAAGGCAGGGCAGAAGGCUCAGCCCCAGUGCAUCAUGGGAACAGCUGGCAUGUCACCAGAACCCUGAGGGCUACUGGGAAUGCUCUGCUGAACUGGGAUUGCUCCUGGGUAUGGAUCUGAACUUCUUUGCCAACGUUUUUCUAAAAGAAAAGGGCAUCUCUUCUCUGGGCCCCAAGGCCCAGGCUGCCAUCCUGAGGCUGGUGUCCACCCUGCUGGUCCUGCAGCUGGUGCGCGUCAGGAAGCUGGUCCAGGGAGAGCUGCUGCAGUCUCUGUUCCGCCUCAGAGACCCUCCUCAACACAGCUCUUCCGAGUGGGAGGCCCUGAAGCAGGCGGUGGACUGGGUGCGCUGGGCAGACAGGCAGUACCCGUGCGUGUGCAGCCGGCUGGAGUUCGGCCGCGACUGGGAGUCGUCCACACGACAGCUACUGGGAUUCGACCGCCCACACCCCCUCUCUCCCCUCAACCCUCUGCUGGAAAGGAGCAGAACCAUACUAGCCUGCUAGAAACACACACACACACACACACACACACACACACACACCGUCCAUACUGGCCUGUUGUCUGUUUGAUUUUAAUCAGUCUUCUAAAUCGUCUGUUAACCACUGGGGAGUGUCUGAAAUUGUUGAAUAAUAAAAAGCCAAUGUUGCAGUUAAAGUGUGAUACAGGAUAUAAUUUUAUUCCAAGUUUUACAUUGACAGUAUCUUAAAAAAUAUUAUAAUAAGGGGUUAUAAUAUGGCUAAUAGAUUUAUUUCCCCUGCUGCCUGCUUUCACUGGGGAUAUAGAAAUGCAAAAAAAAAACAAAUAGGCAAUCAGACAAAUACAACAAAGUAUUGUAUUUGCAUUAUUUAUUAUUUAAACAUUAUUUAUUAUCUUGAUCAGUGCAAAUUCUUCAGCAGACACUUUUAUCUAAAUGACUACAGUAUAUAGCAAAGAUAUUCUACUUCGUUGAAGAUGGCUGCACUUGGCUUGAAGAAUGUGCUCGUAUCGCUCCCUUUGAAUACAUGCCGUGACCUCUGUCUGUACGUCUGUGCUGAACAGCGAUGUAUCAUUAGAUCAGUGUAUAUCAGAUUGAUGGAAAACCAUGCCAAUUUUCACCGAAUAGUUUAUCAAGUAGAAGUAUGUCUUUAGUAUGAUAUGUAUUAAUCAUGAUCAAAGCCUGUGAGCCGAUUUAAAAAAAAUACAUUUACAUUUUAUUAAUGUGCAAAAGUCAAAGCUCUUUCCUUGAAUAUAAGUAAAUAAAUAACUGUCAGUAAGUA
Molecule: messenger RNA, 9500 nt
Organism: Alosa alosa (allis shad)
Lineage: Eukaryota; Metazoa; Chordata; Actinopteri; Clupeiformes; Clupeidae
Product: protein mono-ADP-ribosyltransferase PARP4-like
Molecular function (GO): NAD+ poly-ADP-ribosyltransferase activity
Source: RefSeq, a predicted model, not a curated record